Molecule: messenger RNA, 534 nt
Organism: Fulvia fulva
Lineage: Eukaryota; Fungi; Ascomycota; Dothideomycetes; Mycosphaerellales; Mycosphaerellaceae
Product: 2-acyl-1-lysophosphatidylinositol acyltransferase
Exons: 2
Coding region: 1-534 (177 amino acids)
Cellular component (GO): endomembrane system
Molecular function (GO): acyltransferase activity
Source: RefSeq, a predicted model, not a curated record
AUGUGGCUUCUCAUCUUUCCCGAGGGGACCAACAUGUCCAUAACAGCCCGUGGUGUAAGUCGAAAGUGGGCGAACAAGGUCGGAGUUGCCGAUUUCGAACAUGUCCUUAUUCCGAGGUCUCGCGGCUUGCAAUUCUGUCUGCAAGGGCUGGCAGGUACGAUUGACUGGGUGUAUGACUGUGCGAUUGCAUAUGAAGAUAUUCCCUUGAAAGCUCUGUAUGUCGAGGGCCGAGCAGCACCGCCAGCUCACAUGCACUGGCGGCGAUACGCCGUCAGGGACAUCCCUUUCCACGAUGCAGAAGCUUUCGACAAGUGGCUGAACCAGCGAUGGGCCGAGAAAGAUCGGCUUCUAGAACACUUUCAGCAGCAUGGACGCUUUGCUGACGAUGUUGAUGACACUCCGCCAACUGAGAUCAAGAUUCGACAUCCACUGGAGGCUGCACAAAUCCUCGGUGGUGCUGCUGCCGUGUUCACCAGUUGGUCGGUCUUCAAGCUGCUUUAUCGUAGUGCAGUAGCUCUUAGGGCGUCCACAUGA